AUGGAUUCCAGCUCACAUAAAUUCUAUCCUGUACACGGCUUUGAUUCUAGAGAACAUCUGGAAACAUAUUUUUCUAACAAACAAGAAAUGAUCUUUGGAGAUGAUACAAUUAAAUUUCCAAUGGAAUGUUUACACCGUGCUUUAAAUGAGGGUCACAUUAAGGGAGACCUUUUGAUUGACAUCAGUACUGGAUCCAUCAUUCAUCAUCUCUAUACAGCCAGUGGAUAUUUCAAACAGGUCGUUGUGCUGAAGUGCUCUGAGCAAUGUAUUAUGGAGCUGAACAAAUGGAUUAACACACGUACUGGAGCAUUUGAUUGGUCUCACAUAAUGCCAUAUAUUAAAUGCCUAGAAGGAAACAGCGACCAGUGUCAGGACAAAGACAAGACAUUGAAGACAGCAAUAACAAAGAUCAUGAAAUGUGACAAUGACAAAGAGAAUCUCACAGACCCGGAGGUGCUCCCACUUGCAGACUGUGUCAUCAGUGUAGUGCUGUUGGAACUCAUCAGCAAAGACCAAGAUGAUUAUAUAAUGAAUCUCAGGAAAAUUAUGAAGAUGCUAAAACCUGAUGGAUACUUGAUAUUGGUGGGGUCUUUAAAUACAACUAAUUUUAUGAUUAGACAGGACAGGGUACAUGUGUUCAAAUAUGAUGAGAACUUUGUAAGAAAAGUCCUCACUGAUGAAGGGUUUAUUAUUGACCACUGUGCAGUCCAGAAAAGAACAGCAGUGAGUGACCUUAUAGACUAUGAGGCAGUUAUAUGUAUCACAGCUCAUAGAAAGUAUUAA
Messenger RNA from Pseudophryne corroboree (corroboree frog), 783 nucleotides. RefSeq names its product indolethylamine N-methyltransferase-like. The record is from RefSeq and is a predicted model, not a curated record. NCBI's taxonomy places the organism in Eukaryota, Metazoa, Chordata, Amphibia, Anura, Myobatrachidae. The transcript has 3 exons. Gene Ontology annotation, molecular function: N-methyltransferase activity. Gene Ontology annotation, cellular component: cytosol. Bases 1 to 783 code for a protein of 260 amino acids.